AUGCAGAAUCAAACCUCAGUGGCUGAAUUCUUCCUAGUGGGUCUCUCCAGGAGCCUGAAGGUCCGUCUCAUUCUCUUUGGAUUGUUUUCUGUGGUCUACACCAUCACGCUGGCAGGCAACACAAUCAUACUAAUGCUUAUUUGGUUGGAUUCUCGACUACAUACUCCCAUGUAUUUUUUUCUGAGCCACCUCUCCUGUGUGGACAUCUGCUAUACCUCUAGCACCAUCCCCCAGAUGCUGGUCAACCUCCAGCACCCGAGACAAACCAUCUCGACAAUUGGUUGCAUCGUUCAGAUGCAUGUUUUUCUCAGCUUGGCUAUCACUGAAUGCAUUCUGCUUGCCGUAAUGGCUUACGACAGGUAUGUGGCAAUAUGCCAGCCCUUGCACUACACAUUCCUCAUGAACCCGAGAGCGUGCUUCACACUAGCUCUAACAUCCUGGGCCUGUGGCUUUUUGUUGCCCGUGUUACACACUUCCCUCACCUGGAGUCUGCCAUUCUGUGGUCCCAAUCUGAUCGACCACUUCUUCUGUGAAAUGCCGGCAGUGCUGAAGCUGGCAUGUGCUGAUACUAACAUUAUUGAAAAUGUCACUUUACUGGGGUGCAUUUUCACCUUGAUCACUCCCACCUCCUUUAUCAUGAUGACUUAUGUCCGCAUCCUGAGAGCUAUCUCCAAAACAAAAUCAGCACACAGUCGGGGCAAAGCAUUCUCCACGUGCGGCUCCCAUAUUACUGUGGUGGUGCUCUUCUAUGGCAGCGCCAUGUUUAUGUACAUGAGACCCUCAUCCAGUCACUCACCAGAACAGGACAAAAUAGUCUCUCUCUUCUAUAGCAUCAUCAUCCCCAUGUUCAAUCCUUUGAUAUACAGUCUGAGGAACAAGGAAGUGAAGGAAGCUUUGAUAAAAACACUGCAGCAUUGCAGAGCUUCUGCAAUGUGA
Sphaerodactylus townsendi is the source of this 936-nucleotide messenger RNA. RefSeq names its product olfactory receptor 2A1/2A42-like. Lineage: Eukaryota; Metazoa; Chordata; Lepidosauria; Squamata; Sphaerodactylidae. Gene Ontology annotation, molecular function: G protein-coupled receptor activity; olfactory receptor activity. The coding region runs from base 1 to 936 and encodes 311 amino acids. The record is from RefSeq and is a predicted model, not a curated record. The transcript has a single exon. Gene Ontology annotation, biological process: G protein-coupled receptor signaling pathway. Gene Ontology annotation, cellular component: membrane.